Messenger RNA from Fusarium odoratissimum NRRL 54006, 1059 nucleotides. RefSeq lists its product as uncharacterized. Lineage: Eukaryota; Fungi; Ascomycota; Sordariomycetes; Hypocreales; Nectriaceae. Bases 1 to 1059 code for a protein of 352 amino acids. The record is from RefSeq and is a predicted model, not a curated record. Gene Ontology annotation, molecular function: chitin binding. The transcript has 4 exons.
AUGGAGCUCUCCCUGCUGUACUUUCUCUGUAUACUUUCUAUAGCCUCAGCCUCGUUCCCCUUCAACUUUGGACUCUCAUCCUCUCCCGUCCUACUACCGCGCGCAAAAAAUCCCACUAGCAAAGACGGCAACUGUGGUUCCAAUUCCGAGACUAACGCGACAUGCCUCACAUCCACAUUCGGUAACUGCUGCUCCGAAAAAGGAUUCUGCGGCAAGACGUCCUCAUAUUGCGAUGAAGGCUGUCAAGCUGCCUUUGGUAGCUGCUCGUCGGGGGCUGAUGGGCAGCUUGUGAGCACUUCGGGAUCAUGUGGUGCGACGUCCACGAGCAAUGUCACAUGUGAAGGAAGCACGUAUGGAGACUGCUGCUCUGAGAAGGGAUACUGUGGCAAGAAUGCAACCUAUUGUGGUGCCGGGUGCCAAAGUAUGUUCGGUACUUGUUCAUCCAGUGACGAGUCCUCCACGACAACGGCAACAUCUGACAAGACCUCAACCUCGACGGCGGCGUCAGCAACGAGUCUCGGUGCUAUAUCUAUUGACGGAAACUGCGGAUCGAAUUCGGAUAUCGAUGCCACCUGCAAAGACAGCACGUUUGGCGAUUGCUGUUCGGCAAAGGGGUACUGUGGCGGGACCUCGGAUUAUUGUGGAUCUGGUUGCCAAAGCGACUUCGGUUCCUGCGAUUCCUCAUCCUCGUCUGCGUCCUCAUCUGCGUCCUCGUCGACAUCCUCGGCUGAAUCCUCCUCGACAACCCCGUCCACAACCCCGUCCACAAGCUCCCUCAGCACCGGUGCCAAGGCCGGAAUCGCGGUCGGAUCUGUCAUUGGCGGGCUCGGCGCAAUAGGGCUUGUCGCUUGGCUUGUGCUACGAAGGAAAAACAGAAAGUCGUCGCAGCAAUUGACGGAUAGCGACGUGGGGAAACCUAAUGAAGAGACGAGAUAUGAGUUGCAUGACGAGAGGACACAUGAGAUGCAUGCGCAGAAUCUGGUUGAGUUACCUGCUGAUUAUGGGAGGGUUGACGAUCGGGCUGCGGCAGGGUAUGACGGGGCAUACCGAGGACAUUAA